AUGAAGCAAUCCAUGAUCGCUUCGCUUGUGGCUCUCGCAGCCUCAUCUUCGGGAGUUCAAGCCGCUGAUGGCUUGAUUAACGUACCUGUCAAUCUCUGCGCAGCCAUCCUUGGAGUGGCCGAAUGCAACCAGAAGACCGUGACAAAUGGCUUAAUCAGCGUUCCUGUUAAUGCAUGUGCUGCGGUCCUUGGGAAGGCCCAGUGUGAACAGGCCGCUUUGUCUGCCAGGAGCGAGGGUGGUCUGAUUAGCGUGCCCGUGAAUCUCUGCGCAGCCAUCCUCGGAGAGGCCGAAUGCAAGCAGAAGACAGCUAGCAGUGGUGGCUUGAUCGACGUGCCUGUUAACGCGUGUGCUGCGGUUCUUGGAAAAGCCAAAUGCCACCAGGUCUCUUCCUCUUCCAGCAGCGGCAGCGGCGGCAGCGAAGACGGUGCUCUGAUCAACGUCCCUGUUGGACUCUGCGGAGCCAUCCUUGGGGAGGUAGAAUGCAAGCAGAAGACUGCCACUGAUGGUGGCUUGAUCAAUGUGCCCGUUAACACAUGCGUGGCUGCCCUCGGAAAGGCCAAGUGUGACCAGGCCUCUUCCUAUGACAGCGGCGACGGUUCCCUUAUCAAUGUGCCGAUCGACGUUUGCCUGGCUGUCCUUGGUGAGGCUCUGUGCAAACAGAAGUCUGACUCAAAUGGUGGUCUGGUCAACAUCCCCGUCAACGUAUGUCUCGCCGUUUUGGGUGAGGUUGAUUGCCAUGAUAGAUCUCCCCCGACUGAGAUCCCAGGCAAGCCUGAGACUCCUGUCCCCGUUGUGCCCGUCCCUGUUGUUCCCGGCGAGGUUCCAGGAAAGCCAGGCAAGCCUGAGACUCCUGAGACUCCUGUACCCGUUGUUCCUGGCGAGGUUCCAGGCAAGCCAGGCAAGCCCACCGGUCCUGGCGAGACCCCUGUUGUUCCCGGCGAAGUUCCAGGCAAGCCUACCGGCCCCGGUGUUGUUCCUGGUGAGACUCCCGGCAAGCCUGCUGGCCCUGUUGAGACUCCCGUUCCCGUUCACGCCCAUCCCCCCACCGGCGCUUUCACCCGUGUGACUCCUACCUACACUAGUAUCGUCACUGUCUGCAACGCCGCCUGCAACGCAUCCAAGACCUCUACCGGCCUUGUGGCUCACACUUCUCCUGCCUCCGGUGGUAGCGGGAGCAAGCCCAGCCCCAGUCACACCCCUAGCCCCAGCCCCAGCAUCAUUCCGUUCAACGCGGCUGGCCGUGCUACCUUGUCCGGUGUUGCCGUGGUGUUCGGAGUUCUCUGUGCUGUUGCUAUGCAGAUCUAA
Molecule: messenger RNA, 1305 nt
Organism: Penicillium mononematosum
Lineage: Eukaryota; Fungi; Ascomycota; Eurotiomycetes; Eurotiales; Aspergillaceae
Exons: 3
Coding region: 1-1305 (434 amino acids)
Source: RefSeq, a predicted model, not a curated record